Trichoderma citrinoviride is the source of this 1866-nucleotide messenger RNA. RefSeq names its product pH-response transcription factor pacC. NCBI's taxonomy places the organism in Eukaryota, Fungi, Ascomycota, Sordariomycetes, Hypocreales, Hypocreaceae. The transcript has 4 exons. The record is from RefSeq and is a predicted model, not a curated record. Bases 1 to 1866 code for a protein of 621 amino acids. Gene Ontology annotation, cellular component: nucleus. Gene Ontology annotation, biological process: positive regulation of transcription by RNA polymerase II.
AUGUCGGCCCAAGUCCCCGACCAGGCUUCGGCUCUGUCUCCAAGCCAUGACGGCAGCCUCAAGCCCGCCUCGCCCGCCGAUGCCUCGUCGACCACGAGCCCGAACGGCAGCUCCAGCACCAGCAACAAUGCCGGCAGCGCCUCGUCCAACUCGCAGGUGUCCCCGCCGGUCGGCGAUGCCCUGGAUGCGCCCCGGCCGCUCGUCUGCCGCUGGAACCAGUGCGGCCAGAAGUUCACCAACGCCGAGACGCUCUAUGAACACAUCUGUGAGCGCCACGUUGGUCGCAAAAGCACAAACAACCUGAGCCUCACUUGCCAGUGGAACUCUUGUCGCACCACCACCGUCAAGCGCGAUCACAUCACUUCCCACAUCCGUGUUCACGUCCCUCUGAAGCCUCACAAGUGCGAGUUCUGUGGCAAGUCCUUCAAGCGGCCCCAGGACCUGAAGAAGCACGUCAAGACUCAUGCCGAUGACUCGGUUCUCUCACGACCUGGCCAAGAUAGCCAACCCGGCAUGAGCUACAGACCUCAAGCUCCCAAAGCCCCGGGCUAUUAUGAUCAUACUGGCCAGAUGCGAAGCCCUGUCGGCGGCUUCCCUCAACCUCACGCUGGCGGCUAUUACGCUCCUCAACCCUCAACCAACUACGGCCUUUACUUCAACCAGCAGCAUGUGAACACGGCACCUCGCUCCGAGCACAUUGGCUACUCGGCGAGCUAUGACCGCAAGCGCACCAACACUCACGAGCUGGUGGACGACUUCUUUGCCAGCGCCAAGCGCCGCCAGAUUGACCCAACCUCCUAUGCCCAGAUCGGACGCUCCCUGCUCCCGCUUCACAACGCCUUCCAGAGCCCCAGCGGACCCAUGGCCGCCACCGAAUCUUACUUCCCUCAGUCGGCUGGUCAUGCUAUGGGGCAUAGUGCCGUCCACGCGGCUCAUGCUCCCGCGCCAACCCAGAACCCUCUGGCGCAGCAAUAUUACCUGCCCAUGCCGAAUGUGAGGACUCAGAAGGACCUCGUCCAGCUCGAGCAGAUGCUGGGUCAGAUGCAAGAUACCGUAUACGAAGCCGCUCCCCAAAUCACCGCCGGACUGCACGCCCAUGACAGCCAGUUCGCUUCAUACCGCGGUACAUCGUCACCCACGACCCUUCACCGCGGCCCCGGCAGCAUGCACAUCGCCACCGACGGCUACCAUCACCCUGUCUCGGCGGCAAGCAUGGCAUCGCCUCUGACGGCCAUCUCGUCUACCGGCACUCCCGCAGUGACGCCUCCGUCCAGCGCCCUGUCCUAUACGUCGGGCCAUUCCCCAAGCCCCUCCGCCUCUUCGGGAUUCUCCCCGCAGUCCCGCCACAGCUCGACAGCUUCGUCCAUUUUGUAUCCCAGCCUGCCCACCAGCUUGCCUGCCGUCAGCCAAGGGUUCGGGCAAUCGACCACGGCAACUCUAGGCCCCAGCUUUGACACCGGUGAGCGUCGCCGCUACUCGGGUGGCAUGCUCCAAAGAGCUCGCGGCGCACCGCCACGAUCUUCUGAGGAGCCCAGCGGCGCCGUCACGCCCAAGGCCAGCGAGUCCGCAGCAUCGACCGGAUCUCCGUCCUCAGAGUCUGACACUAGCGAAGCCACUCGUGAGCGAGAAGAGCAGUACGAGAUGUGGGUGGACAACAUGCGGGUGAUCGAGGGCCUCCGCAAAUAUAUACAAGGACGUCUUGAGCGCGGGGAAUACGAGAAGGAGUAUCCCGGCCUCGGCGAAAUCCGCAAAGAUGUCGAUGCCAUGGACCUUGGCGGCAAGCCCAAAAGCCCGCUUGUCAACGAGCGCCCCAAGUCUAAGGAGGGCAACUCUCUAUACCCCGUCCUCCCCCUUCCUGGAUCCUGA